AUGCCAAACAAAGCCCAAGAGGAUGCUGUAAUUAACUUGAAGACACUGCAGGAGAUUUCCAGUCAGCUUGGUUUUGAGUGGACUGUUUUGGCAUAUGAACUUGGCUUCAACAGAACCGAGACAAGGCGGUUCCACACCAAAUCUACAGAGAAGAGUGUCCAGGCUAGGACCAUGUUGGAAAGCUGGUAUGAGAAGUCAUGGGAUAAGCCCAAUAAGACUAAGGUACUGCAGGAUGGACUGGAGCGAGUAGGCAGACGGGAUCUGGCUGAGAGGCUACGCUGCCUCCACUGGGGCCACCAGAAGCUGAGCCAAAGGGUUGAGCUGCCUUCUGCCUUUCCUUACCUCAUCACAGUCCACAAGACCAUCCACAACCAAGACGCACUACGCAGGAUCAACGACCUCAACCGUCGAUACAAAUAAAAGUUGGGAGAAAAUGCACAUGUAAUUAAGUCCAUAGUUCUUAUUUUACACGUAUAUAGUAGGAUAUACUGCACACUGUAAGUAGUCUAAAAUAAAUUGAUUAAAAUAAUCAAAAUUAUUGUUGAUCAAAUUAAUCAACUAUUCACUUAAAUAAAAGGGCACAUGUGGUUGUGGUCAGCUGGGUUUAAGAAGUCCACAUUACAAAAUCUGAAUGUGCCAUGAACGUGUAUACAGAAAUAAAUAUAUACAUAGGGCAACAAUAAACUAAAAAAA
Etheostoma spectabile (orangethroat darter) is the source of this 693-nucleotide messenger RNA. RefSeq names its product p53-induced death domain-containing protein 1. Bases 1 to 420 code for a protein of 139 amino acids. Gene Ontology annotation, molecular function: protein binding. The record is from RefSeq and is a predicted model, not a curated record. NCBI's taxonomy places the organism in Eukaryota, Metazoa, Chordata, Actinopteri, Perciformes, Percidae. Gene Ontology annotation, biological process: signal transduction. The transcript is spliced from 3 exons.